UGUAAACGUACACAUGUGAUCGCGUCUCAUGUUGUGUCAGCUAGCUAUUUAGUAUAGUUACUAUUUCAUGUAGACAUUUGGGAUUGUUAAAUCGAAGAUAUGGCUUCUCGGGCUUAUGGUGCGUGUGUCCUUUAUCAAAGGGUGGUUGCUGUGAGGAUAAUGUACAGGGUAUGUCUUGUUUUUGCUCUUCCCACACUGUCAUUGAUCCAUUCUCUCAAAUGUGCCCUUUUCUUCUGUGAUCCAUCCUUCAUUUUUUGUGACCUUGAAGUCUGAUUGACGACUCACCAUCUUUAUUAAUAGAGGUUGUGAAAAAUGAUAUUGAGAAUGUUAAUGUCAGUUAUGUCUCGAAUAACUUGUCUUUACCCACAGGCACUAAGUGCAGCAGUGCAUCCCCAAUCCCAUGCAGACUUCCUAAAAGGUGCUCCCCACAGGAAACACCCAGGGGUGACCAAUCUGAAGACACUGUGCCUGCCAGAUGAACUCCAGAAAGCAGCACAAGCUAUCAUUCAUGGUAGGAGAUUUUACGUCCUUAUCUCAAUAGUGUUACUUAUUGCCAUGGUAUUGCUUUUGAGUAAUACAAUAUCACGAGACAGUGUUACCAUUUAGUGACAGUAUUAUUCUUGUAUUUUGUUCUCCCAACUUGCAGGCACAGAAGUGAGUGGGUUGUUUGACAAAGCACGCAGUCUCACCAACUUCCUUUGGAGCAGGAAGAGAGCGCCUGAGGAUGUAACACUGAGGGAAAGAGCCAUGGCCCUGGAGAAGAAUCUGUGGGAGAAGGCAAAAGAGAAGGGUGGAGGUGACAGACUUAAUACAAAUGGAUGUUAAAAGAUAGAAAGGGGCAGAGAUUUGGCAGUAUGGAAUGUUGGGAGUGAGGGAAAGGUGAAAUGGAUGAACGACUUCCAGAAAAGUGUCUUGCUCAAGAGGACACAAGAUGGAGAAGAUGUGGUAGUGUGAAGUUAACGUCUGUUUUUAUUUCAGAUGUAGACGUUCAACUGCUGGAGACCCAAAUCACAAAGAAAGUGCUGUCCAAUCUCAGGAAGACAACAUACCACUGGUCCCCUAUGAGGUAGCUGUGUGUUUUCCUCAACUGUGAACAUCUCUGCUUGGUAAGCUUAAAGUAGUAUGUAACUUAGUAUUUCUGUCUCACUCUUCUCUUCUGUCUCUCUGUCCUAGGUACGAUGAAGAGUUGGGUGUGGUGUACAUGGCUGCUAGGCUGGCAGGUGGCUACGCUGCAGUGAAAAGAGCUCUAAAUGAGGUAAAAUAACCAGUCUUACCACACACUAACAUGCUUUACAUACAGUCUGAUCCCCUCUUGCCAACAGUGGGACCAUUGCAUGACCCUCUCUCACUUUUUUUCAUCACUCUUUCCAGAUAAAGAAAAGAGAUCCCUCCUUCUCCCCUCAUUCUCUCCUGGACUUUGGUUCAGGAUUAGGAACAGUUGUCUGGUGAGGAUCAGAACAAUAACACAAUUUCAGUUGUCUGUCUGUGUAGUGAGACUUCACAUUAAGAUUCUCCUUCCUUUUCUCCCAGGGCAUCACACUCAUUUUGGGGUGAAACGUUGAAGGAGAUGGUGUGUGUCGACAAUUCUGGGGCAAUGAACACUAUAGCUGAUCGCCUUCUCAGAGGUAUGCACGUCCAGUCAUUCAUGUGAAUGUACAGGGAGCGAGACAGAGAAUUACAUAAUCAUUAUACUGUUCUUUGUUGAGCAGGCGGCAGUGAAAAAUAUGAGCCUGUCAUCAAACAAGUCUACUUCCGUCAGUUCCUUCCUGUCUCCCCUAAGGUUAGUCAAGUUACCUUCAUUGUGUCUGAUUAUGUGAAAGACUAACAAUGUGAUGGCAUUAGUGAUGAUGCGGUGUUAUAUUUUCAGGUGCAAUUUGAUCUGGUGGUGGGGGCCUUUUCUCUGUCAGAAUUGGCCAGUCAGAAGGAGAGGGAAGAUGCCAUACUCACUUUGUGGAGAAAGACCAGCUCUUAUCUGGUUGGUGAAAAUUUUCCAUCAAACCCCAUCCAUUAUACAAUAAGUAAUAUUACCAAGAAUCACCCCAACCUCUUUUCUUUGAACUCUGCUCUUGUUGUAGGUGCUGGUAGAAAAUGGGACCAAAGAGGGCCACCAGAUACUUAUGGAUGCCAGAGACAUACUACUUAAGGUCUCACUCUCUCAAACAUAUACUAUAGUCAUCUGCUUUUAAUAUCUAAAUACAUGAUAGUCAUUGAAAGUAAAAUGAUGCCUUUAUUACUCUAAUCCCAGAAACAAGAAAAAGCAGCCCAUGACCCUAGAAGACCAUCUGUGUUCGCCCCAGUAUGUUAUUAUACAUUAACCACCUUAUAAUGCAUUCUGACGUCUCAUUCGCCAGUGUAUUUCACCCAUGUUUGUUUUUUGUCUGCUUUGUUUUGGCAGUGUCCUCAUGAUUCACCUUGUCCAAAGCUGGUCCAACUGCCCUUAGUACCCUGCAACUUCUCUCAAGCCUACAGCCCGCUCCCUUUACCUGGGGUAAGAGAUCAUUCUGAAGGAUCUGACUGUAUUUUCUGGCUGUAGGCCUACUUGACCAUGUGUUCAUGAGAUAGAGGGGUAGAUCAGCGAUAAAAGUAUGAGGGAUAGUUGUGUCCUCUGUAGCUCAGCUGGUAGAGCACGGCGCUUGUAACGCCAAGCGCUUGUAACGCCAAGGUAGUGGGUUCGAACCCCGGGACCACCCAUACACAAAAAAAAAAUUAUGCACGCAUGACUGUAAGUCGCUUUGGAUAAAAGCGUCUGCUAAAUGCCAUUUAUUAUUAUAUUUAUUUAUAGUUGGCGUAACAUUGAAUGAAUGCAAGAUAAUCUGGCCUGUACUAUUCUUAGUCCUGUUAUUUAUUUCACAGGCCCCAGACCGACUGACCGAGAGGUUCAGCUACCUGGUUCUGUCCAGAACAGACUGGGCAGGUGGAGAGGGUAGUGGAGAGGGGCUGGACUGGGCCAGGCUCACAGCACCAGUGCUGCGCAGGCCGAGACAUGUUCACUGUCAGGUCUGCUGCACUAGUGGAGAGCUUAAACGGGUUGUGGUGACAGCCCAUCGACAUGGCAGGUACGUUGAAUCCUCCAACUAGCAUCAUUACACUUCCACUGUCCAAGUUCAACUGCAUGCAUGACUGAUUGUAUCUUUUCCACACAGAGACGUGUAUCGCUGUGCCCGGAGUAGUGAUUGGGGAGAUCAACUGCCAAUCAUUCAGCCAGAGGACGACACAAGUAAUUUAGACUGACCAGUCAAUGCCAUUAUGAAUGGAGAUAGAACCUGAACGCACCAGGAAGGAUGACCUUCGAGGGUGUUUCUGUGAAAUCAACUGUUCCCUUCAUAGACUGAUCAAAAACGGGUUGACAUCCAUCAGGCUGAGGAUAACUGACAUGACAUGGAACACCAACAUUGAUUCAAGCACAACUCUCCUUCUUAAAAGGUCUGUGGUUGAGAUUGUUAAUGUGAACAGUAUGUUCAGUAUAUGACUGUCAAGGACACAGCAAUAAAAGUGUAUGAUUUGUUACAUCCUGUGUUUACUAAGUGAAUAAGUGCCACACACAUUCAUCUUACUUUGAUCAGAACCCCACCCUCCGCUCACCACUGUCCAUAAAUUGCAUGUUGUUUCCUGUAAUGGGGAAGAACAU
Coregonus sp. 'balchen' is the source of this 3628-nucleotide messenger RNA. The record is from the annotation of a GenBank genome assembly. Lineage: Eukaryota; Metazoa; Chordata; Actinopteri; Salmoniformes; Salmonidae.